AUGCCUCACCACAUUCCUUGGAAGGUGAGCGUGAGACAUCACCCAGGAUCAAGUGCUCAGGAUAUCAAGAACGAACCGCAUUGGACGACGGGCCACCAACACCGCAUUGGCUAUCGAAACAGACAGGACCGUGUGCCUGGCCUAACCCAUCAAUACGACGAAGCUGGUGAUCCGCCGGACUUGACGAGAUCGCCCAGCAGCUCGGACCAGGAUGCAGAAGCAGAAUUCGAUGAAGAAGCGAAGGAGGGCUACCGGAAGCUGAAGGAAAAAGCACAGAAGGGCGAACUGGUGAACUUCAGAGACAUCGUGACCAAUGAGAAGGACUUGCAUCUCAGAUAUCCUGAGAAUCGUAGUCUUGGCUGGAGAUAUGUGCUCGAUGCUACCGAGGACUGGGUGAAGAACGAAGAAGAAUGGCCUGCGAAUGUGGAGAAGAGGCAGAAGGAGGAGGCUGCGAAGAAGGAAAAGGAAUCUCAUACGGAAGACGGCGUGCAGAUGAACAAUACCGACCAGGAGAAACCACAGGCUCAGGAGACCGAUCAAGAGGAGAACGAUUGGAAGCGAAAGGACGGGGAGAACAGCAAGCAUCACGAUGCAUAUGCUGCAGACGAUGAGAAUUCCGGGAGCGAGAAGGAGGACAAGUCCGAAUACGAGAAGCUUCUGGAACGAUACACACCUCAAGAGAUCGCUCUGCUACGAUCACUCCAGCACGAGAAAGAUUACCGAAGCAAGCUCCAGCAAAACGACGGCAAGCGCAAGAGCCCCCAAACCCAGAACCGAACCACCAUUGCGAUCGAUGAGCAAGAUCAGUUCUCACCUGAUAAUUGGCUGCCUCGAUCUGAUAACCUGAUUCGCUUGACCGGGAAGCACCCUAUGAAUGCAGAAUCGGAAUUGACUGCUCUGUUCGAAGGCGGGCUGAUUACGCCGAACGAGUUGCACUACAUCCGAAACCAUGGAGCUGUGCCUCGCAUCUUGUGGGAGUUUCAUGAGCUGGACGUCGAGAAUGGGAAGCUGAAGCUGUCGAUGGACGACUUGAAGGAAAAGUACGAACACAUCAAUAUCCCAGUGUCACUUGCGUGUGACGGCAACAGGAGAAAAGAGCUGAACAUGGUCAAGCGAUCGAAAGGUUUCAGUUGGGGAGCGGGAGCAACGGGCUGUGUUUAUUGGAAAGGACCACUUCUGCGGGACAUUUUGCUUGCAGCUGGUGUGCGAGAAAGCAAGUAUACUGGCGAGGGCAAGCUGAGAUGGGUCAAUUUUCAGGGAGCAGAUGAACCGAGCGAGGGCAAGUAUGAGACUUGCAUCCCUCUCGAUUAUGCAAUGGAUGCCACCAAUGAUGUUAUCCUUGCCAUGGAGAUGAACGAUGUGCCUCUCCCACCUGAUCAUGGAUAUCCUGUCCGACUAUUGAUUCCUGGCUAUGUCGGCGGACGAUGCGUGAAGUGGCUGAGCAAGAUUUGGGUCUCGGAUGAGGAGAAUAGCAGUCACUACCAUAUCUGGGACAAUAGAGUGUUGCCAUCAUUCAUCACUGAAAAGGAUGGAGAGUUUGCCAAUGCUAUGUUCGCUCACCCAGACACUGCGUGCAAUGAGCAGAAUUUGAACAGCGUCAUUGUCAAACCUGCGCAAGGUGAGAAGAUUCCAUUGACGCAUGCUCGGAAAGGGAAGACAUACCGAGUGGAGGGGUAUGCAUACGACGGCGGCGGCCAUGAAGUGCAGCGAAUUGAAAUCAGUCUCGAUGGUGGAGAGACGUGGCUGUAUUGCAUCCGCAAGUUCCCCGACUACCCGAUUCGACAUGGCAAGAAGUUCUGGACGUGGCUGCAUUGGUAUGUUGAUGUCUCGAUUGUGCAUCUCAUGGGCGCAAAGAGCAUAUCUGUCCGAGCAUGGAAUGUGUUCAAGAAUACGCAACCGGAAAGACCUGUGUGGAACACGAUGGGAAUGAUGAACAACUGCUGGUAUAUCGUCAAGCCCGAGAUCAAACAAGACAAAGACGACGAUGUGCCUCAUAUAUUGUUUCGACAUCCCGUGGAGCCUGGAACAGGCGAGGGAGGCUGGAUGAAACCCAGCGUGGAGAAUCAGGUCAACGCGGCCAAGCAAGAAGCCGGAGCUCCGCAGAAGCAGUUCACCAGACAGGAAAUCGAGAAGCACAAUACCGAGUCCGACUGCUGGUUAGUGGUGGAUGGGAAAGUCUACGAUAGCACUUCGGUACUCUCGUGGCAUCCGGGAGGCAAAGCAGCCAUUGUUGGUCAUGCAGGCAAAGUGCACCAAGAAACCAGCGAUGAGUUUGCGAGCAUCCAUGAUGGUUUCGCGUAUCAGAAGCUGAAAGAGUGCAUCAUUGGUGUGGUGACGGAGAAAGCUGCAAACUACAUCAAAGCCAAUGCGGAAGCCGCUGCGAAGGAGAAAGCGAACAGCCAGGACAAGUCCGGAGAUGUGGUUCUGCAAAAACACAAAUGGGUACCCGUCACGCUAUCCAAGCGCGAUGAGAUUUCGAAGGAUACCAGACGUUAUACCUUUGCGCUACCCGAUGGAAUGAAAGACCUCGGUUUGGGGACGUGUCAACACAUCCAGCUGGGGUUCCACAUGAAGGAUAAGAUGCUCAUACGAUCGUACACACCCACCAAACCUCUGCUACCCGAUCCGGAUGAAGCCACCUCGAACGGAAACCAGGGAUCGCAGGACACCAACAACAACAAGAACAAAAAUACCAGCAGUGGUGGCCCAAGCUCGGAAAUUCAGUCGUUACAAGACGGAAAUGGCAGCUUCGAGCUCGUGGUCAAGACGUAUUUCCCGUCUGACCAACAGCCCGGAGGCGCCAUGUCCAACAUUCUCGAUUGCAUGCCUCUCGGCGAAGAAAUGGAGAUUCGCGGGCCCACGGGAGAGAUUGUGUACAAUGGGGGCGGCAAGUUCAUCAUCGAAGAGCAAGAACGCCGAUUUCAGAAAAUCUCUCUCGUACUCGGUGGUUCGGGAAUCACACCGGGGUAUGCACUCAUUGCGCGGACGGUAUUAGAGCAGCAGGAGGGCGUGCAAGUGCGGGUGGUGGAUGCGAACAAAUCGGAACAGGAUAUUCUGUUAAAGGAGGAAUUGGAUUGGUUCGUGGAUCAGGGACAAGGGAGGUUGCAAGUGACGCAUGUCCUGAGCCAUCCUAGUAGUGAUGAGUGGCAGGGGAAAACGGGACAUGUCGAUGCUGGGUUGUUGAAGGAGGCAUUGUUCCCGCCCGGGGAGGGGAGUGUGGUGUUUUUAUGUGGUCCGCCCGGUAUGAUUCAAAAGGCUGCCUUGCCGGCUUUGAAGGAGUGGGGCAUGCUAGGGUCCACCGCCAUUCCAUCUCCGCCGCCUUCCUCGCUGCCCGCCUCUACCACUUCUAAUACCGCUGCUGCUACUGCUGACACUACUACUACUACUCCCACUGUCCCUGCGGCGGCCACCACCACCACCACCACCACCACCACCACCGCCACCGCCACCCCCGUUUCCCCCUCGUCGCCCACCCGUCCCAGUCGACUACGCGGCUUUUCGUACUUGCGCAACCAUCUGCAUCGAUCCGACCCUCCGCCGCCCCUCCUCGUCCGCUCGACAUCGUCGCCCAUCGAGUCGGUGGCCUCCGUCGCGAGAACGACCCCGUCCGCCCACCACCAGCACGAGCAGCCUUCGCCGUUGUCCCCAGCAGCAACAGCAACCGCCACAGGUCCACACGCACCGCGGGGUACUUCUGGUGAGCAGAUUGCGCCUACCGCGUCUACAAUCCAGUCCGGGGAGAAGGGCUGGAUACCGACAGCAGCAGGCAGGACCACUGCCCUCACCACCACUGUCUCGGCAACUCCGCAGCCGAACUGCGGGAGGAGCUGCUGCACCACUACCGCCGACAGUAUGACCCAUAGUCGAGCCGCCACGGCCUUCGGCCCAACUGCUUCGAAUACUUCAGUGCGCCGCACUUCCACCGCCGCUGACCUCGCCAAUCUUGCUGCCAUGCCUUCCGUUGUCCCCGCUGUGCCCGCUUUACCUGCGACUACCAUGUCGUCUGCUGCCACGCCCGCUGCCUCGAGCAAGGACCCAUUGCCCACCAUCCGCUUCAUCCCACACGUCGAGAACCGCUCGUCACGGCCCUCGCUACACUUUACCGCGCUUUCUCGCCAGCUCAAACAGCCCGACGCCAAGGUCAGGGUGGGGCGCUUCAGCGAACGCGACAGCCAGACCAGCGACGUCGUGGGCUUCAAGUCCAAGGUCGUCAGCAGGAGACAUUGCGAGUUCUGGUGCACCGAUGGACAGUGGUACGUCAAGGAUGUCAAGUCCAGCUCCGGCACCUUCCUCAACCAUGUGCGCCUGUCCAGCCCCGGGGUGGAGAGCCGCCCGUACCCGGUCAAUGAUGGAGACGUGGUGCAGCUCGGCAUCGACUUCAAAGGUGGUGAGGAGGUCAUUUUCCGAUGUGUCAAGAUCCGCAUAGAAUGCAAUCGUGGUUGGCAGAAGAGUCUCAACAACUUCAAUACCUCUGCACACAAGCGACUGUUCCCUUCGUCGAAAUCUACACCCAAGGCAAAGGUCAGAGACUCGGACACCGCCAGCGUCAACAGCUCCGAGUGCUCCAUCUGCCUCAAUCCAGUCGCACCAUGUCAAGCUCUAUUUGUGGCGCCAUGCAGUCACGUCUGGCACUACAAAUGCAUACGGGGCCUCAUUCAUGGGCCAAAUUACCCCAACUUUCUGUGUCCAAAUUGCCGCUUUGUGGCCGACCUGGAAGCAGAUGUGGAGCAGCCAGAAGAGGAGGCGUUUGAAGAGUUUGAGGCAUUCGAGGAUCAGGCUGAUGCGGGAGGGGAGGCACAGGCUGACAGGGCCAAUGGCACGCAAAGUCGAAAUCACAGCGACGAUAGUGACAGCCAGGACGCCUUCGAGUCACCACCAGGCACCGGAAAUAGCACACAUAUGCCGGAGAUUGACCGAGAUCUCUCGAGAAUGCUCAAUAAUGCAUCUCUCAGCUCGCCAACGCCGCAAGUCUCCGCACGAUCGGAUCGGUCCAACUCAUCUGCGCUUCCGGUACCCACUUCGCAGCCCAUCAAUAUCGCACGAACCGGGUCCGAUCAACGCAGCGUGAACCGUCUCAACGGCGCGCGCUCGACGACGCCCACAUCGCAUGCUCAGUUUGCAUUAUCAGUCGGUCCGCCUGCCAUCACGGAUGGGCCUAUGACGCCCCGAAAUGACGUCGGACCUUUUGUACUUGACGGGAGUGCGGGACGAGAUCGCAUAGUGAAUAAUCUGGUCACGCAAGCCGUUUCCGAGGUUGCUGAACCGACCUCUCCCGAGGAAGUGUCCGCGAGGAACUGGCCUCUGUAAGGAUAUAAUUGUCACGUGCACAAACGGAUGUGAAAAUGCUGGAGAUGAGGGAAAACGUAAUCAUGAGGGCGAAGGGACAGCUCCAUGGGAGGGGGUUCGCGGCCGGACCGCAAAUUGAGCAAAGCAUUUUGAGCGAGCAUGGUGCAUUCUUGGUCUUCUCUCACCUUUUUUUUCUUUGGUAUGCGAUGCAGUUCUACAAUCGCACUUGUUCGCACGAUUCCUGUAUGGAUUGCGCUUUCCAGCUUCGACGUAUUCCACGUGCUUUCAUGUGACUGCAGAGUAAUGUAGGUCAGGUAGUGAAAGAAGCUGCACGAGACUUUG
Molecule: messenger RNA, 5628 nt
Organism: Sphaerulina musiva SO2202
Lineage: Eukaryota; Fungi; Ascomycota; Dothideomycetes; Mycosphaerellales; Mycosphaerellaceae
Exons: 2
Coding region: 1-5307 (1768 amino acids)
Molecular function (GO): molybdenum ion binding; oxidoreductase activity; protein binding
Source: RefSeq, a predicted model, not a curated record